Messenger RNA from Anopheles aquasalis, 617 nucleotides. RefSeq lists its product as uncharacterized. Lineage: Eukaryota; Metazoa; Arthropoda; Insecta; Diptera; Culicidae. The record is from RefSeq and is a predicted model, not a curated record. Gene Ontology annotation, biological process: vacuolar proton-transporting V-type ATPase complex assembly.
AUGACACUGACAUGACAGUCACCGCGAUUGUUUUCUCGCGGAAAAGGAUCAAAGCAAGCUCGGGAAAAAGGACUUUGCGACGAAAGGCACCAUGGAGCAGCAGGAGGCAGGGGAUUUGUGCCUGUUGAUGGACAAGCUGUUGAUCAAAUCGUUGGAGCUGAUGGAACGGGAUCUGGAGUUAAGUGUGGAGAUCGAUCGGCUUACCACCGACGGCAAGGUGGACCUGGCGCACACCCGCUUCACGAAGGGCCCAACGGCGGUCAGUUCCGUGCAGCUACCGACCGAAGACUACAAACCGUUCCGGGCGCUCCACACCGUCGUCGAGCAGCUGCAGGACGUCGAAGGAGAGCUGCCGAUUCCACAGCUCUCCCUGGAAAAGCACCCGAUCGAACCGGAAGAGGACCGAAUCGAUCCGGCCGCCUGGUUCGGUAUUCUGCGGCCACCGACGCUGAACAGUGCUCGGGAUAAGUUUGCCCGCUCACUCGAAUCCAUCGUCGAGCGGGCUAAUGUACGCAUCACCCUAGCCAACUAUUUAAACGUGUUCGCGAAGCUCAAUAAACGCAAGGCCGAAGCAAUGCAGGAGCCGCAGGAGUAGGCCAUGAAUGUUCGUUUACAAA